Molecule: messenger RNA, 928 nt
Organism: Fundulus heteroclitus (mummichog)
Lineage: Eukaryota; Metazoa; Chordata; Actinopteri; Cyprinodontiformes; Fundulidae
Gene: mrpl47
Product: mitochondrial ribosomal protein L47
Exons: 7
Coding region: 19-798 (259 amino acids)
Biological process (GO): mitochondrial translation
Cellular component (GO): mitochondrial large ribosomal subunit; mitochondrial ribosome
Molecular function (GO): structural constituent of ribosome
Source: RefSeq, a predicted model, not a curated record
GGUAAUUCUAGGUUAAACAUGGCGUCGUCCUCAUCGCUAGGACGCGUUUUGACUCUCUGCAAACAGUUUCAGAGCGUCUUCAGGAUAUCUCCAGCGUUGAGCGUCCAACAGUGCUCUGUAAAUUUGAAAAUCUGCCAGAACAACCUUCUAAGUAAGAAAUCCUCCCUGAUCGCCCCUUCUCGGCUCGCUCCUAUCAGCUGUUUAAGUCAGCAUCGAGCCGUCCACACGACCAUCAGCAGGAGAGGGCUGGAAGAGUUCUUCGAUCACCCUGAGAACUGGGGAGAGCCCACUGUGAAGUCAGGAGCUCCAUGGACAGCAAAACAGCUGAGGACAAAGAGCAACGAGGACUUACAUAAACUCUGGUAUGUGUUGCUGAAGGAAAGAAACAUGCUGCUGACACUUGAGCAGGAAGCAAAAAGACAAAGAGUUCAGAUGCCGAGUCCCGAGCGGCUGAGGAAGGUCCAGCGGUCCAUGAUCCGGCUGGAGACGGUGGUGAAUGAAAGGGAAACCGCGUUGCGCCUGCUGCAGACGGGACAGGAGAAAGGCCGGCCAGGAGCCUGGAGGAGGAACGUGUUCGGAUAUGAAUACUGGUAUCGUUUCAAAGAGUACGCAAUUCCCUGGUACAUGAAUAAAAGAUACAAGCGCAAGAAGUUCUACACGCCCCAUUUUGUCCAACCUCAUAUAAGGUUGCGUAUAGAGAAAUAUCUUCGGGAAAGGGCCAGGAAAGCAGACCUAAAGAAGAAAAGUUUGGCCAAAUUAAAGGAGAGGUUUCCUCAGAUGAAGCUUCCGUCUCCCUGAAUUUGCGAUCGUCUUCUGAGUUUGCUAUAUCUCCGCUGCCUGAAUCAGUUCAUGUAAUUGAUGUUCGAGCGCAUUCAGUUGUCCAGCGCUUAUUUGGUUCUACUAAAUAAACUAAGUUGUCUCGAUUGGA